AUGCACACUGACGUCGACACCGUGGAGCGCGGUGGGGCCCCGCCGCUUUCUUUCCUCUUGCCCCCGCCGGCGCCGUCCGAUGCCUCCGCCGCUGAGAACGCGUCGAGGACGGCGGACCAGUGGUUGUGGUACUUUUACCUCACAGCCUGGUCUCGCCCUUUUUUCUUCCACGGCCCGCCACCACGCCCCGCAUGCGCGGGCGACGGUAGUUACAAGGUUCGUAUGGGGAAGGGGGGAGCUGGGGUUUUUGGCCUGACCCUUGAGGAAUCGCUGGCGACGGUGGGAUUUCCUGCAGCCGAUGUGGUCGCGGCAUACGAGGCGCAGUGGCCGCGUUUCUCUCAGACCUCGGGCGGGGCUGAAGUGCGGGCAAAGUCCCUGGCAAGGAUAGACGGCGAUUGCGCGUAUCCUCCGCUCCCUCGUGUGGCUGAAUCGUGCUUUGGGCGGGUAUUUCGGGCCCUGGCCGUCCAUGGCCACGUCGCCGCACCCGCGCCGCCGUCGUCGUUGGCACCGCCCUCCAGCUCCGUGGCAAAGUUGGCUCAACAGGCCCUGGCUGUCGCACGGCGGCAGCUGCAGUUAUGCCCGGAGGAGGCUGCAGGGACGGCGGUAACGGAAGAGAAGCUGAUUCAAAGCGCCCUCCAAGCGAUGCUUGCACCGGAUGCCAUAGCGGCGCAGUGUUCUCUCUUACUCACGCUGGAGAGCACAGCCUCCACCGAUGACAGUGGUGGGGCUAAGAAGAAGAAAGGGGCAGAGGCGGAAGAAGAAGACGAAUUCAUAAGAGAGGCCCAUUGCGCCCGUCUGUUUGCCGCACUCACCAUGGAAGCAUUUUCACGCGUAAAAAAGGCGUGUGCCUGCAUGCUGCUGGCAUAUGUAGGCGCCAGUAAUAGUGGUGGGGUGGCAAAAGCCCGGGCAUGCGGCGUCGUCAUGGGAAUCGUGGAAUACGCCGUCGCGUACCGCUGCUACCGCGACGAUGGGACGGGACGGUGUCCGUUGAGUGCCGCAGCGCUCCUGCUUUGCACCCUUGUGGAGCUGCAGGAUGCCCUGACGCGAGAAAAGGUGCAGAGCCAUGGGAAAGAAGAUCCGGACGAGGAGGGGGUGUCUGGGGGUCUUUUUGCCACCCUCACAGUGGCGUGUCUGCAGGAACUUUUUUUUGCCGCCGUUGUGGGCGGCCCAGUGGCACCGCAUCGCCUCCCUCCCCUUCUUGUUGCGAAGGGCGCGACAAGAUCGGUCGGCAAGGUCGUUGGGAGGAAUAAGCCGCAGCAGCAGGAAGAGGAUCUCGCCUUUCAAAUGCCGGUUCGCCCAGCGGUGGCGCGCGCACUGGCCCUACACGAGGUCGACGCGCUUCUGCAGAUACUCCUGCCAGUGUUACUACAGCAAGUGGGGUUCGAAUGGCCCUGGUCGGAGUGUCUGCGACGGGCGCGGGUUCUGGACAAAUUACCGCAGGAAAGUGUAGUAACGGCCGAGGGAGUGCGGCUUAGCAGUCGCGCGGCGUUCGAUGAGCUCCUCGCCGCUGUUGGACGCCGCACGUAUGUGUCACGUUUACAAAAUAUUAUGCCGCAGAGCUACGAAUCCUUGUUUGCCGCGGCCUUUCCCACCGCUGCCGACGACGACAACGUUGCGCACGCUGAGGACGGCGAGGGCGCAGGCAGGGCAGGCGGGCGGCAACCCCUUUUUCUGCUCCCGGCCUACUACCAAGCUGCCGGGGCGGUGCUGGUAGAGUUUUUUGAGAGUUCUGGGCUCGGUGGGGCGACGGCGCGGGAGACGGAGCGAGUCUUGAUCCGCAGCACCGAUGUGCAGCCGAUGAUUGUGCAGCUGCAAGCUUUCGGAAGCCACACGGACGGCGCCGACGACGGCGAGGCUCAUACUCAUCUCACGGACGACGGUGAUCUGCUUUCCACCGCACGCCUCUCGGAGGAUGAGAAACACAGACUACUGCUGCGUUACCGUUGCGAGGUGCUGUUGGCCUCUCUGGUGGUGUACACGCAGCUGCAAACCGUUAGCCUCGUGCAGCAGCUGCUGCGGCAGCUGGCGCCGUUAUUUGAAAAACUUUUACUGCCACUCAUGCAGGAACGCGCGCUGACGCGCCCCUUUGUGGCGCAGCGACGGCCAACUUCUCUAAAUGGUGGCAAUGCCUCUGCUGGAUGGACGGUAGACUUCACGCCGGAGUUCAAGGUCUUGAUGGACGACAUUCGCUACGAGUUCUAUCCGCUUGAAUGGGUCCCGGAGGCUCUCAACGCCCAGCUGCGAUGGCAGGCUUCCGAAACGGACGCUUCACAUCUCGCCUUCUACUCGGUGUUUGCCGCGGUGGCUUACCAGUUCGGUCUCGCCUUGCACGCGGGCCCGCAGGGGCUGCGGGGUGGGGAUGCUACGGAGCACAAGGUUCGUAUGAAGGCCUACCGUUUUUUUCACGUCUUGUUGCUGAACACCCUGGUGGAUGCGGUGGCGUCUUCCUGUGAGUUGGAGGGUGCAAUGGCGUUGGCGGCGACACGGCGCGUUGGCAGGACCCAGCGGGAUGCUGAUCACAGUAAUAAGAAUAAUAAUAUUUCCACGGACGAGAGCGUCCAGGCUCAACAGCUGCGGCAGUGCGGGGCGGCGUCGUUUCACGCCGUGGUUAACCCACACGAUGUGCUUCUUGCACUGGCGCAGUCUCUGCUGCCCCCCGAGUUGGUUUUACGCCCACAGCCCGCGGCGGUGGUAGACGUGGAGGGCCAACGCCCAAGUGAGGAGUUGCUGCACCGUGUCAUUGCGUGGUCGCAGUCAGCGAGAACGCGCUGGACGAUGCAGCUGCAGAAGGGGACAGGCUCAACGACGCCCCUUGCGUCGCUGCCUAAUAGCCUCACCUUCGACGCGGUCCCGCUUGCGCGCGAGGUGGUUCGCGGGGUUCGGCGACGGCUGAUUGAGAAGCUGCACGUCAAAUUAGUGCCCGAGACAACGGGGCACCGCAGUUUUCCCGACGCACUUCUCCAGCAGCACCUUUUGGGCCUGCAGACGCUUCUCGAGAGCCUUGCCUUGCUGCCGCAGCACCCCAGUGAAGACAACGCGGCAACGCCCUCAGCGGCCCAAUUAUUGUGGUCCUCGCCGCUUUUCUCACACGAGCUGCGGCUCAGUGCCAGCCUGCACCGUGAGCGCAUAGACGCACCUCUGCAGUGA
Trypanosoma conorhini is the source of this 3147-nucleotide messenger RNA. RefSeq lists its product as uncharacterized. Gene Ontology annotation, cellular component: nuclear cap binding complex. The record is from RefSeq and is a predicted model, not a curated record. The coding region runs from base 1 to 3147 and encodes 1048 amino acids. The transcript has a single exon. NCBI's taxonomy places the organism in Eukaryota, Euglenozoa, Kinetoplastea, Trypanosomatida, Trypanosomatidae.